Talaromyces atroroseus is the source of this 3201-nucleotide messenger RNA. RefSeq lists its product as hypothetical. The record is from RefSeq and is a predicted model, not a curated record. Gene Ontology annotation, biological process: protein modification process; chromatin remodeling. The transcript is spliced from 10 exons. Gene Ontology annotation, cellular component: RSC-type complex. Gene Ontology annotation, molecular function: protein binding; chromatin binding; protein-L-isoaspartate (D-aspartate) O-methyltransferase activity. NCBI's taxonomy places the organism in Eukaryota, Fungi, Ascomycota, Eurotiomycetes, Eurotiales, Trichocomaceae. The coding region runs from base 1 to 3201 and encodes 1066 amino acids.
AUGUCGGGAGAGGCGCCCGAGGCGCAAGCUGCGAGAACCGAAGCCGAGGAGCCUGUCCAGUCGAUCGAAAAGGACGGCGAAGGCAGGGAAAAUGAGAGCGAUGGAAGGACACCAGGCGCGGCCAAUGCUACAGCAGCUACUCAAGCAACCAGCCAAGUCACUGGCGAGCAAUGGAGGUCCAUGAUGGAUGUUGUCAUGGCAAUCUAUGAUAUCCGCGAAGAAGAUGGCCAUGACCCGUCGAGACUCUUCCAUCGCAGUGUCAACAAACGACAUGUGCCCGACUAUUACGAUAUCAUUAAAGAACCCAUGGCGCUGAGCAUCCUGAAGCAAAAGAUUAACAAGCGCGAGUAUAACAGUUUCGAACAGUUUGUCCGAGACUGUGCAUUGAUCACACACAAUGCGCAGACUUACAACAGACCCGAAUCGCAAGCUUACAAGGAUGCGCUUGUGAUCAAGGCUGUCUUGAAGGGCCUACGAAAGUUCAAAGAUCCUAGCGGUCAGCUCAAAGUACGCCACUUUGAGAGAUUGCCAGAUAAAGCAAUGUAUCCGGACUAUUUCAUGGAGAUCAGGGAGCCGAUGGCAAUCGACCUUAUCAAACGAAAGUCAAAACGAAAGAAGUUCCACUCGGUGGAUCACUUCAUGCGAGAUGUUGACUUGAUGUUCAACAAUGCCAAAUCAUACAACGAACCGAACAGUCAAAUCUUCAAGGAUGCCGUGGACCUCCAAGUGGAGGCGCACAAAUUGGCCGAACAGGAGAAAAGGAAGCCUGAUAGUGAAUACUUAAUGGAGGAUGGUCGCUUGCCUUUGCCAGCAGGCAUCGAAUACAAAGGAGAGCUUUGGAAGGUGGGCGAUUGGGUGCAUAUCCAAAACCCGAACGAUGUGACAAAACCAAUCGUCGCUCAGAUUUACCGAACAUGGCAAGAUUCUGAAGGCGAAAAGUGGGUUAAUGCUUGCUGGUACUAUCGACCUGAGCAAACAGUGCAUCAUUUUGAAAAGCAUUUCUUCCCCAAUGAAGUUGUCAAGACAGGUCAAUAUCGUGACCACCGCAUUGACGAAGUCGUCGACCGUUGCUUCGUCAUGUUCUUCACUCGGUAUAAUCGAGGCCGGCCACGAGGCUUCCCGCCUGACAAAGAUGUCUGUUUGCCAGACGAGGUCCGCGAGAAGGACUACGAGAUGGAUCUCUUUGAUGUACCGCGGCGCAUCAAGAAAAUACCGAGCCCCAUCAAACAUCUCUUACCUGCCGAUGCCAAAGAGACGGAUGAUGUACCUAAGCCUACGUGGGGGGCAGAGAAAGCACCCCCCUUGGUAGGCGCAGUGCAUCGGCGUCCGCGAGAUGAAAAUGAAUCACCACCUCCAGAGCCCACGCCAUCGCCCCCUCCCCAACCCAUGAUGCAUCAACCAGGCCUUGUCGCUACCCUACCUCAACAGCCCCCCAUAUCACGACCGCCAACUCGACAAGACGGUCUUAGUGAAAGCGCAUUAGGGGCUGUCAGUAACGUUGCGCCCGUGAGGUCACCGGCGGUUGGAACAUCGCUUCCGACGAUACCAAACCUUCCUAGUAGUAUUCCGGCGCAGCCAUAUCAACCCCAGGCAAUACCCAGUCCUGCGGCUUAUUACCAACCUUUACAAGCACGCACCGGGAGCUUUUCUGCGCCGUCAACACACCCAAGCACAUAUCAGCCUCCACCAGUACAGGCGGCGCAGUCCCCUUAUCCGACAACACAGGCCUCGCCGUACGCAGCACCGAGCCGCUUUCCACCUAAUUUACCGCCAGCACCUCCAUACAAUCCCAAUGCACCGCGACCUAUCGAGGUGUUCCAUCUGAGUGACAUUGCGAAUGCAGCAAUUCCGACAGAAGUGCGGUCUCAAUUCCAUUGCGACGAUCAUGGGCGGGUCUUGUUCUUCUCGACUCCGCCAAUGGACAUGGUGUCUACGGAGAAGAAGCAACUAGGUCAUUCGCUGAAGUAUCUGGCCGCUAAAGCAGCGAAAGAGGAAAAACGCAAACGGCGACAAGAAGAAGAAAGCGAACAGCGCAUGUCGUUGGAUAAUGAUGAUGAUGAACAGAGAACAACAAAACGCACUCGCCUCGAAGAAGAAGAAAUCGACCCUUCGCGAGUGCGCAAACUAGUGGAGAAGACACUGGCACUUGUCGCGAAUGAUAUCUCCGCUGGUACCGAUGGGCUUUACAGGACACUUUAUGGGGACAACAAAGAACUCGCGACAGAGAUACAAACAGCAGAUCGCAAACAGCACGAACAAAACAUUCAAGCUCAUAUACUUGCUCAAAGGACGGUCGACGAAAUAAAUGCCCAGACGAUUGACGAUUUGGCGCCAAGGAAGUCACUAUCUAGCUGCUUGUACCACGUGCAAUACGCGCUCUCCUCACAAUUCACUGUGGCUUUCGGUCGGUUCUUCAAGAGGCACUUCAGCAUGGCCUGGUUCUGUUCAGGCACGAGCAACACCGAGCUCAUCGAGAAUCUGUACAGUGCAGGCCUCAUCAAGAAUGCACGAGUGAAAGAGGCAAUGCUUGGUUUGCCUUGUAUCUUGCUUUUCACAAUCUUAUUUGUCAAGGUCGAUCGAGGUCAUUAUGCUCCGUCUAGUCCAUACUCUGACUCACCUCAAGCCAUCGGCUACGGUGCAACAAUCUCCGCGCCUCACAUGCACGGCCAUGCCUGCGAAUACCUGAUUGACUACCUGCAUCCUGGCUCGCGCGUGCUAGACAUUGGGUCUGGAUCCGGAUACUUGACGCACGUCAUAGCCAACCUAAUAACAGACCGGUCUUCGCCGCCAACGGAUGCUGACGGUCACGUAAUCGGCAUUGAGCAUAUACCAGAACUGGUUGAUCUGGCGCGAAAGAACAUGGGUAAGUCGGAGGAUGGGCGAGGGUUUUUGUCUUCGGGCAAAGUGCAGUUCAUUACUGGAGACGGUCGUCAGGGUUGGAAAGAAGGCGGUCCGUACGAUGCUAUUCAUGUAGGCGCUGCGGCUGCAAAAUUGCAUUCGGCCCUCGUUGACCAGUUACGGGCUCCCGGUCGAAUGUUUAUUCCUGUCGAAAGCGAGACCCCCGAAGGUGGUCUGAGUCGCUUAGGAGUGGGCAAUGGGCAAUAUAUAUGGGUCGUGGAUAAGAAAGCCGAUGGUUCAGUUCAGAAGGAGAAAGUUUUCGCAGUCAGCUACGUACCGCUCACAGAUGCACCACCCGGCUGA